Ilex paraguariensis (yerba mate) is the source of this 1560-nucleotide messenger RNA. The record is from the annotation of a GenBank genome assembly. NCBI's taxonomy places the organism in Eukaryota, Viridiplantae, Streptophyta, Magnoliopsida, Aquifoliales, Aquifoliaceae.
AUGUCUUCACCGCCGGCGGGGAAUGGAAGUUCCACGCCAACUUCUUCUCCCCCGGCACCGUCCAGCGAUUCCAGAUAUGUUGCGCUUGGGGUUGGAGUUGGGAUUGGUGGGGCACUUGUGCUGGUUUGUGUGGGAAUUUUUGUCAUCUGGUAUAAAAGGAGGAAGAGACGCCUUGCUUUGGCGGGUUCGCUUUUGAUAACUCAACAAGGACCUAAAGAUGACCCGUAUGGUGGUCCGCGUGAGCAUUGGCAACAGAAUGCUCCUCCCCCACGAGCUAAUGCGGGUGGAAUGCUGCCAAAACCUAUUCCUCCACCAGGCAUUACCUGGAAUCCUCAGAUAUCUUCACUGGGUGUUCCAAAUCCCCCGCCACCACCUUCAGUGAGCAGCAGCUUGCGUUCUGAGAAUUCGCUCACACAACCAUCUUCAUCAAAGACCUCAUUCACUUAUCAUGAAUUAGCAUGUGCAACUGACAGUUUCUCCAACGCUAAUCUACUUGGUGAAGGUGGUUUUGGUUAUGUUCAUAAAGGAGUCCUCCCAAAUGGGAAGGAGGUUGCAAUAAAGCAGCUAAAGGUUGGAAGUGGGCAGGGGGAGCGUGAAUUUCAGGCUGAGGUUGAGUUUAUUAACCGUGUUCAUCACAGACACCUUGUUUCACUGGUUGGAUACUGCAUUUCUGAGUCUCAGAGGUUGUUGGUUUACGAGUUUGUUCCAAACAAAACACUGGAGUUCCAUUUACAUGGAGAGGGGCAACCUCCUUUAAAUUGGGCUACUAGGAUGAAAAUCGCCGUAGCCUCUGCGAAAGGAUUGGCAUAUUUGCACGAGGACUGUCAACCUAAAAUUAUACAUCGUGAUAUAAAGGCUGCCAAUAUCCUUCUUGAUUACAAUUUUGAGGCAAAGGUUGCUGAUUUUGGACUUGCUAGGUUUUAUACUGAUACUGAUACUCACAUCUCCACGCGCGUAAUGGGAACUUUUGGUUAUUUAGCUCCAGAGUAUGCACUUUCUGGGAAAUUGACUGAUAAGUCAGAUGUCUUUUCCUUUGGGGUCAUGCUUCUAGAGUUGAUCACAGGCCGCCGACCUAUUGAUAAAGCUCAGUUCUAUCUCGAUGAUAACAUUGUUGACUGGGCAAGGCCUUUGCUGACCCAAGCUCUUGAGGAUGGCAAUUUUGAUACCAUAGCUGAUCCAAGGUUGCAGAAGAACUAUGACUCUACUGAGAUUGCGCGAAUGGUUUCUUGUGCUGCUUGUUGUGUGCGUCAUUUGGCACGACGCAGACCACGAAUGAGCCAGAUCAUCCAAGCCUUGGAAGGAAACAUGUCUCUCGAUGAUUUAAAAGAUGGUAUUACACCUGGGCACAGCACGAUCUAUGGUUCUUAUGAAAGCUCAGAUUUGGACACUGCACAGUACAAAGAGGACUUGAAAAAAUUCAGGAAGUUGGCAUUAGAAAGCCAGGAGCACAAUUCCAGUGAAUGCAGUGGGCCCACCAGUGAGUUUGGUUUGCACCCAUCUGGGUCAAGCAGUGAAGGUUUGCAAAUUGCUCCAGAGAUUGGCUCAGAGCAGUCAAGGUGA